CUCACAUCAAAAUCUGCGGAGUGGCACAAAACAGAAGCAGCAGCAACACGGGAGGAAUCUGAUACUGAACAAAAAGCAUUUUCAAGUCUAAUCUUUGGAUCAGAAGAACUCUUGAAGUCAUGAUUGCUUCACAGUAUCUCUCUGCUCUCACUUUCGUGCUUCUGUUUAAAGAAAGUAGAACCUGGUCUUACCACGCAUCCACGGAAAUCAUGACUUUUGAGGCGGCCAGAGAUUAUUGCCAGAAAACUUACACAGCUCUAGUUGCAAUUCAAAACCAGGAAGAGAUUGAAUACCUGAACUCCACAUUCAGCCACUCACCGAGUUACUACUGGAUUGGAAUCAGAAAGAUCAACGGUACAUGGACCUGGAUAGGGACCAAUAAGUCUUUGACUAAAGAAGCCACAAACUGGGCUCCAGGUGAACCGAACAAUAAGCAAACUGAUGAGGACUGUGUAGAGAUCUACAUUAAGAGAGAAAAGGACUCAGGCAAGUGGAAUGAUGAGAACUGCACCAAAAAGAAGUUCGCCUUGUGUUACAAAGCUGCCUGUACCCCCACAUCCUGCAGCAGCCGUGGUGAAUGUGUGGAGACCAUCAACAACCACACUUGCCAGUGCCACCCUGGCUUCAAGGGCCUCAGGUGUGAGCAAGCUGUGACCUGUCAGGCACAGAAACAUCCUGAGCAUGGACAUCUGGUUUGCAACCCUUUGGGGAAAUUCACCUACAACUCUUCCUGCUCCAUCAGCUGUGCAGAGGGCUACCUCCCAAGCAGCACAGAGGCUGCUCGGUGCAUGUCCUCUGGAGAAUGGAGCACUCCUCUCCCAAAAUGCAACGUGGUUAAGUGUGAUGCUUUGUCAAAUCCAGACAACGGAGUUGUAAACUGUUCCCAAAACCAUGGAAGCCUCCCAUGGAACACUACCUGUACGUUUGAGUGUCAGGAAGGAUAUAAACUCACUGGACCCCAGCACUUACAGUGUACCUCCUCUGGGAUUUGGGACAACAAGCAGCCAACAUGUAAAGCUGUAACCUGUGCAGCCAUCAGCCAUCCUCAGAACGGCACUGUGAAAUGUAGCCACUCCUUGGUUGGAGAGUUUGCCUUCAAGUCAUCCUGCCACUUCACCUGUGCAGAGGGCUUCGCGUUGCAGGGGCCAGCCCAGGUUGAAUGCACUGCCCAGGGACAAUGGACACAGCAGGUCCCAGUUUGUGAAGUGGUACGAUGUUCACGUUUGGACGUUUCUGGAAAGCUCAACAUGAACUGCAAUGGGGAGCCUGUGCUUGGCACUGAGUGCAUGUUUGCAUGUCCUGAAGGAUGGACGCUCAAUGGCUCUGUAGCGCUGACCUGUGGUGCUACAGGGCACUGGUCUGGGAUGCUGCCAACCUGUGAAGCUCCCACUGUGUCCCAAACUCCCUUGGCAGUUGGACUUUCUACUGCUGGAGUCUCCCUUGUGACAAUACCAUCAUUUCUCUUCUGGCUUCUGAAACGCCUUCAGAAGAAAGCAAAAAAAUUUUCUCCUGCCAGCAGCUGCUCAAGCCUGAAAUCAAAUGGAUGCUACUCAGCACCUUCCGAGUUAGUUUAAGUCCAAAGGAAUCAGGAGCACAAGCAAAUUAAGGAACUAGAGCAAUACCCUGAAGAUGGCAGAGACAGAGGUCUGCUUGGGUCUCCAGCUCUUCUCUCCUACUGUAUCCACUGGCUACAUUUACAGGUGGGGCCAUGGUGCUCAUGAGGACUUCAGUGGACAAAAUCCAAUGCACUAGUCCAGUCUGCCACCAAAAAAGACUCAAUUCUCUACUUUCCAGUGCUGGCUACUGGAAGGAAAGCAUAUUCUUAUCCAUGCAAAAGCAAAGAGCCUAAGGCUCUAGAAUCUCAGAAUUCCUUUCCUAACUCACCCUUCACUCACUUUGAAAUCUUGUGGGGGUAAUACAAUAUUUAGUGGCACUGUUUCUUUCUUUUGUCCGUCAUCGUGUUUCAGCUGCUGACUCUAUAGUUGCUGUCAUGGGGAUGAAUAAUAAGUGUCAAGAAUUUAGAGGAAGCUAAUUGGUCAUAGAUAUUCUAUUAAUAGACUUGGGGGAAAUGACAAAAGUUUAAUGCUACGGGGUGAUGACAUUUCAAAAGUUGUUAAUAGUGAAAACUCUAUUUAGCACAGCAAGUACAGUCUCAAUCACUCUGAUCCUUGUAGGAUUCAGUGUUUUUUAAAGUAUUUUUACCUUCCCAGGUGUCACAGUGUUAAAGAAUCCGCCUGCUACUGCAGGAGAUGUAAGAGACAUAGGUUCAAUACCUUUGUAGGGAAGAUUCCCUGGAGAAGGAAAUGGCAACCUACUCCAGUAUUCUUGCCUGGGAAAUCCCAUGGACAGAGGAGCCUGGAGGGCUACAGUCCAUGGGGUCACAGAGUCGGACAUGACUGAGUGACUAAGCACUAAAGUGCUUUUAGAGGUUGUGUUCUUUUUGCUUGCAUUGAAUGUAGUAUAAAUGCAUAAGUCUUAAUUCAGUGCAAGUAUUUUAAGUUAUUAUUUUAAAUGUUUUAUGUACAUAUUUAUUAAGCUUAUGUCAUACCUGGGCUUACCAGGUGGCUCAGUGGUAAAGAAUCCAUCUCCCAAGCAGGAGAUGUGGGUUCGAUCCCUGAGAUAGGAAGAUACCCUGGAACAGCAAAUGGCAACCCACUCCAGAAUUCUUGCAUGGAGAAUCCCAUGGACAGAUAAGCCUGGUGGGCUAUAGUCCAUGGGGUGGUAAAACAGUCAGACAUAACUUAGUGACUAAAUAACAAAUGUCUACAAUCACAACUAUUGUACGUAACAUGGCACUGUAAAGUUUGGUAAUAAACAUGUUUAUAUUUA
This is a messenger RNA of Capra hircus (goat), 2829 nucleotides long. It is a transcript of the gene SELE, whose product is annotated as selectin E. Gene Ontology annotation, molecular function: sialic acid binding; oligosaccharide binding. The coding region runs from base 120 to 1574 and encodes 484 amino acids. The transcript is spliced from 12 exons. The record is from RefSeq and is a predicted model, not a curated record. NCBI's taxonomy places the organism in Eukaryota, Metazoa, Chordata, Mammalia, Artiodactyla, Bovidae. Gene Ontology annotation, biological process: heterophilic cell-cell adhesion; leukocyte tethering or rolling; response to cytokine. Gene Ontology annotation, cellular component: membrane; external side of plasma membrane.